CCGCCACUUCGAGGCAGGAGGGAAGAGUGAGGAGGUGGAGAGAGAGAGAGAGAGAAAGUGCGAGAAGGAGGCAGAUGGGAAGUGUAAGAGUCCACCCAUGUGCGCAUAAAGUCAGCCUUCAGUCAAUACAACUUUUGUGUCGUCAGCAGGUCAGAGGUGAUUAUGUCGAAACGUUCGUCCAACGUCAAGGCCCUGCAGGCUAAUCUGAACAUCCCGAUGGGAGCUCUGCGUCCGGGGGCGGGACAUCCUGUGAGGAGGAGAGAGGAGAUGGCAGACACACCUGAGGCCCACUCGCCGACGGAACAGCCGAGCGACGCCACGCACACGGCGCAGGAGGAAAAAAAGAUUUUGCCCGGCGCCGUCAAAUUGCCGGGACCAGCCGUCAACCUGUCGGAGCUCCAGAACGUCAAGAGCGAAUUACGAUGGGUCACCAAAGAAUAACGCAAAGAACGAGCUUCCAGGUGGUGAGGAAGGACGACCGACACAUCCUGGUUCCCGCGGCGGCGGCGCUACAAAACCACAAUCGCAUCAUAACAUCAACAAAUUUGUUUGGCCUGUUGUUGUUGACUUGCUGCUAAACUCGAGCAUAAUUCAUACACUGCGAUCCCAACUGAGAGACCGACGUGAUGCGUUUCCGUCGCGGAGACUGAGCGAGUUAAGCCUAACUCGGGUUUUUGGGGGGCCUUUUCAGUCGAUGAAGGUGAACCACAAGAGACACUUUCUUCCUCCGUUCUUAGAAAAGUAUUCGACGGUCAUCAACGUCAUAUCUUGUCGGUCAGCGUGUUCGACUUUUUUGCGUUGUUUUUGGGUUGUUGUCAUCCGCGGGGGCAAUAAAUCAUUUUGGUUCAAAUGGCAA
Molecule: messenger RNA, 856 nt
Organism: Hippocampus comes (tiger tail seahorse)
Lineage: Eukaryota; Metazoa; Chordata; Actinopteri; Syngnathiformes; Syngnathidae
Gene: smpx
Product: small muscle protein X-linked
Exons: 5
Coding region: 163-441 (92 amino acids)
Cellular component (GO): costamere; muscle tendon junction; M band
Source: RefSeq, a predicted model, not a curated record